GUGAGAAAUGCAGAAGCUUCAUAAACGUGGCUCCUCCUCAUGAGAGAGGUGUUUUGUGGCUCUGCAUCGUGGCCGAGUGUCUCUAUAUCUUACUGCUGGCCACCGGAGGAAUCCUCAUGUCCAUCGAGGUGUGCCAUUUUGGAAAUGUCAUCGAAGGACUGAAACUGAAUGCCUUUGCUGCCAUAUUCACAGUCCUGUCAGGUCUUCUCGGGAUGGUAGCACACAUGAUGUUCACUACAGCAUUCCAGCUGACCGUCAGUCUGGGCCUGGAGGACUGGAAACCACAGAACUGGGACUACAGCUGGUCUUAUAUCUUGGCCUGGAGCUCGUUCACCGCCUGCAUGGCCUCCUCAGUCACCACCAUCAACAGAUACACUAAGACUAUUCUGGAGUUCAAACACAAGCAGAGGAACAUUGAGAAGAACCUGAAGAUCAAGCAGAAGCUACUGGACCUGGACUCUCCAGACCAGGUGUGGGACAUGUACAUCAGCUCCGUCCCCAGCACGGCCGAGGAGUUUCUGGACCUGUCCCGUUCUGGACGCAAGCUCUCCGCCAGUUCAGUCUUCCUGGACCUCAAUGACCUGCCGUCUGCACAAGCAGAGGAGUACUGCUGAAGUCUCGCUCUUCUAGCGUCUUUAUCAGAGCCGUGGCCAUGCAAUAAGGUCUCAUGACUGUGCUCUUGCAUAACGUUUGGUUUGAUGUUGUGCUGCCGUCUGAAGGUGAUGCUGUGAGUUUUAGUUCGUUGUUAAUGUGCUGCUGACGUUGUGUGCGUAAGACGUAUUGUGGAGAACUGGGAUGAAUGAACGAUUUGAAUUAAUCGAACCAUUGAAACUGCAUUAGAAACAUUCUGAGAGCUGCCACUGAUUCAGUAGAAACAGUAGAUCUUUUGCUUUAGAAGUCCAAUUACCAAAUCGAUCCGGAGGGUCUUUUAAUGAGACACAGAUUACGUUCCUGAGUGCCUUGGUUUGAGCUAUUGAUCUUGGUUCUUUAACCGUAGCAUGCAAAAGUCCUGGAACGGUUUAUUUUAUAGCCUA
Molecule: messenger RNA, 1034 nt
Organism: Sinocyclocheilus grahami
Lineage: Eukaryota; Metazoa; Chordata; Actinopteri; Cypriniformes; Cyprinidae
Product: germ cell-specific gene 1-like protein
Exons: 4
Cellular component (GO): plasma membrane
Source: RefSeq, a predicted model, not a curated record